Messenger RNA from Heterotrigona itama, 907 nucleotides. Lineage: Eukaryota; Metazoa; Arthropoda; Insecta; Hymenoptera; Apidae. The record is from the annotation of a GenBank genome assembly.
AUGCCAGGUGAAACGAUCCUCGGUCAUCGACGCGAGUCGUUGAGAGCGCACGGUCGACUAGAGCUGCUGCUGGCGAUGUGGACCCGUUGUUUUCAUCUUGUAUGCGACGACCGGGGCGUGUGCGAGGACGGUUGUGGCUGGUGCAGCGGCGACGAUGGGAGCGGCGGUCUUGACGACGGCUGCGGUCGCUACCGGAGCUGCGAUGUAGGGAGCUGCGGCCACUACCGGGCUCCUCACCGAGAGUUUGUAGGUGUUGGCGUAGCUGGUGGCAACGGGCACGGUGUGAGCUACCGCGAGAGGUGCCGCGGCGACGAGAGGUGCAGCGUGGUAUGCUGCCGGUGCGGCGGCCAAGAGACCUGGCGCAGGUUCCGGUGCCGGGGCGGCCAGGGCACAGGCGAACAGAGCGAAGAGAGCGACCAUUACCCAACACCUACUCCUGAUUCGACUAGCCCGAACAAGACUAUUCUACCACUCUUCCCACUACCUUCGGUUACUAGAAAGAUUCAGGGUCCUUUCGUUUCGGUUCGCACACCAUGUGGGGAGAACAUUGCCAAGGACAAUGGAGAUCUUGAUCUGGAUCCGCGUGCAACGUACUCGAAACGUUUCGACAAAUUAUUCAAGCUCACGGAUGCUCACCCUCGCCCUCCUCCUCUUCGUCAAAUUCGCCCUCUUCUUCGGCGGUGGCUUCCUGAUAUUGCUGGUAUUCGGAGACCAGGUCGUUCAUAUUGCUUUCAGCCUCGGUGAAUUCCAUUUCGUCCAUGCCUUCUCCUGUGUACCAGUGCAGGAAAGCCUUCCGCCUGAACAUCGCCGUGAAUUGUUCCGAUACUCUUUUGAACAAUUCCUAAAUUCACAAAAUUCGCAAAAUACAACUGUUUCUUUCGCGUGGAACAAUAGAGUGACUAAUUAA